Molecule: messenger RNA, 1255 nt
Organism: Cheilinus undulatus (humphead wrasse)
Lineage: Eukaryota; Metazoa; Chordata; Actinopteri; Labriformes; Labridae
Gene: trappc3
Product: trafficking protein particle complex subunit 3
Exons: 5
Coding region: 116-658 (180 amino acids)
Biological process (GO): intra-Golgi vesicle-mediated transport; endoplasmic reticulum to Golgi vesicle-mediated transport
Cellular component (GO): cytosol; cis-Golgi network membrane; TRAPP complex
Source: RefSeq, a predicted model, not a curated record
UAACGGAAGUGCGUGACUGACCUGGUGAUUACGGAAAUAUCUCCUCAGCCAGAAUCAAAUAAAUAAAGGAUUAAUAUCGCAUCGCCACCUGUGUAAUCCUGUAACACUGUCCACAAUGUCCCGGCAAUCCAACCGAACAACAGACAGCAAGAAGAUGAAUUCUGAGCUGUUCACGCUGACCUACGGAGCCCUGGUCACCCAGCUCUGUAAGGACUAUGAGAACGACGAGGAAGUCAAUAAACAACUGGACAAGAUGGGUUAUAACAUUGGAGUGCGUCUGAUUGAGGACUUCCUGGCACGCUCCAGCAUCGGCAGGUGUCAGGAUUUCCGAGAAACAGCGGAUGUCAUCGCUAAGGUUGCAUUCAAGAUGUAUCUAGGAAUCACCCCCAGUGUGACCAACUGGAGCCCAGCAGGAGAUGAAUUCUCACUCAUCCUUGAGAACAACCCGCUUGUAGAUUUUGUGGAGCUCCCAGACAACCACAGCACGCUGAUCUACUCCAACCUUCUGUGUGGAGUCCUCAGGGGAGCCCUGGAGAUGGUCCAGAUGGCUGUGGAUGUGAGAUUUGCUCAGGACACUCUGAGAGGGGACAAUGUGACGGAAAUCCGCAUGAAGUUUAUCAAGAGGAUCGAAGAAAAUCUCCCUGCAGGAGACGAGUGAUGGAAACAUUCCCUCCACUAUUCGUGUCUCACUAGGGGAGAACAGCUUCACUUACUGACUGAAAGGAUGAAUCAUCAAGAACUGAACACAUCAUGAUGGGUGGUAUAUUACUGGAGCAGAUGUUUACUAUCCUAGUCAUGUUACUUGUCUGAAAUGUAAAUUUAAAAAAAUCCUCCAUUUCUACCAUCUUACUCCCCUGUGACUCAAGGAUGGAUGCCAGAAGAGACUGUGGUGGAAAACAAAAACCCUGUAUACAACUGAACCACAACUCAAGAUUAUCACAUGGCCCUGAUACUAUGGAUAGAAGAGUCUGAAAAAGUGUUUUAGCGCCGUUCUGUUGGGAAAACACUGAAGAUCUUUGCUGUGAUAGCAGCUGUCGCUGUUAAAGAGAGCAGAUUCUUUGUUUUUCAGUUGAUGAUAAAAGAAAAAGUCUUUUAUUUGGCUAUGUUUUGACUACUUUUUUGUUUCAAGGCUGGAAAACCUUACAAUAUUAUGUUUCUAUGUUUUUCUUUUUUUAAGAAAUCACACUAUUGCUGCCAAUUAUAAGGCAUGUUAAUUUAUGUGGAUGGGUAUGUCAAAUAAAGUUGAUAUAUUUGA